Molecule: messenger RNA, 3279 nt
Organism: Schistosoma rodhaini
Lineage: Eukaryota; Metazoa; Platyhelminthes; Trematoda; Strigeidida; Schistosomatidae
Source: the annotation of a GenBank genome assembly
AUGGAUAUUUCUGUUAAUUCUGAUUAUGGCGGAUUGCCUACUGAAAAUACCAUUGAAAUACCAUUAAGAGGAGGUGAUGAAAUAAUUGAACUUGACACAGACCAGUUGCCUGAUGGUGAAGAAGUGCUCAAUAUAUUAAAUCAAGAAAAAGCUCCCUUGCAAAUUUGGAUCACUGUUGCUAUUGCUUAUUAUAAAAAGAAAUUAUACGAUGAUUUUGAGAAAGUUCUUGAGGAAGCAUACCUAAAUGCAGCUGAUCUUCAACCGUAUCAUGACAGCGACUUGGUUCGAUUGUUAGAUAUGCUUGCUAAUUAUUAUGGUCGUAAAGCUUACAAAGAAAAAAGCAAGGAUAAAAAGAACCAAUUAAUUGCUCAGGCAACUAGACUUUUUACGUCAGCUGAUCGAAUUGAUAUGUACGAUCAAAAACAUCUAUUGGGCCGAGCGUUCUUUUUUAUCUACGAAGGUGAAAAUUGGAGUCAAGCUGAUAGUCAGUUGAAUUUUGUUUUAAAUCAAGGUGCUCCAAGUGUACCGGCUUAUCUGGGCAAAGCAUGUAUUGCAUUUAAUAAAAAAGAAUAUAGAAAUGCUUUAGGAUUUUAUCGUAAAGCAUUACGAUUACAGCCAAAUUGUCCAGCUACCGUUCGGCUUGGAAUGGGUCAUUGUUUUUUUCGACUGGGCAAUAUGGAAAAAGCCCGUUUAGCGUUUAAACGAGCUUUGGACUUAGAUCCAGAAUGUGUUGGUGCAUUAGUCGGAUUAGCUGUGUUGGAUCUUAAUGAAAAGACCCAAGAGUCAAUUAAACAAGGCGUUCAGAAAUUAUCACGCGCUUAUAAUCUUGAUUCAACAAAUCCUAUGGUGUUAAAUCACCUAGCUGAUCACUUUUUUUAUAAAAAAGAAUAUGCUAAAGUUCAUCGAUUAGCUUUACAUGCAUUUUAUAAUACUGAAACGGAAUCUAUACGUGCUGAAAGUUGUUAUCAAAUGGCUAGAGCAUUUCAUAUACAAGAAAAUUAUGAUAAUGCAUUUCAAUAUUAUUAUUUGGCCACACAACUUGCUUCUUCAACAUUUAUUUUACCAUUUUAUGGUCUUGGUCAAAUGUAUUUACAUCGUAAUGACUUAGAACAUGCUGCUAUGUCAUUCGAACGUGUAUUAAAAGAUAAUCCAAAUAAUUAUGAAACUUUAAAAAUACUAGGUAGUUUAUAUGCUCAAUCUAACAAGCCAGAUAAACGUACACAAUCAAAACAAUUAUUUAAACAAGUAACUGAAAGUCAACCGGAAGAUGUCGAAGCAUGGAUUGAAUAUGCUCAGUUAUUAGAUAACGAUAUUAAUGGAGCUUUAGAUGCUUAUUCUAAAGCACUAACAAUUUUAGAAAAUAUUCAGCUGGAAAUUGCACCAGAAAUUUUAAACAAUAUUGCUGCACUUUAUUUUAUAAAAGGCGAAUAUGAUAAAUCUUCUGAAUUUUUCACGCGUUCAUAUGACCGUAUUCUUGAAGAGCAAAGAAAUGAAGAGAAUGAAUGUGGUGGAGAUAGUUCUGGAUUAACUAACGAUGACUACUAUCAUGGAUUAAGUAUUACAGUUCGUUAUAAUCAAGCAAGACUUCAUGAAGCUCAAGGUAGAUCAGAUUUAGCUGAAGAAAUUUAUAAGAGUAUUCUACUACGACAUCCAAGUUAUAUUGAAUGUUACCUCCGUUUGGGUUGUAUUGCACGUGAUCGAGGACAGAUUCGUGAUGCUUCAAUUUGGUUCAAAGAAGCUUUAGAUGUAGAUCAAGAUAACCCAGACGCUUGGACAUUGAUUGGAUUAUUACACUUAGGUAAAAAUGAAGUUGAACAAGCCCAGAAGAAAUUUGAUCGAAUUAUCAGACAACCAGCAUAUAGAGCAGAUGCAUUUGCACGUAUAUGUUUAGGGAAUAUUUGGUUAACUACCCUACAUCAUCCUAUCAAAGAUAAAGAUAAACGUAAAAGGCAUCAGGAUCGUGCAUUAUCUUUCUAUAAAGCUGUUCUAUGCGCUGAUCCUAGAAAUAUAUGGGCUGCACAUGGUAUUGGUUGUGUAUUAGCACAUAAAGGAUUUGUUAAUGAAGCUAGAGAUGUAUUUGCACAAGUUCGUGAGGCAACAGCUGAUUUCCCAGAUGUUUGGAUUAAUAUUGCACAUAUUUAUGUUGAACAAAAACAAUACACUGCUGCAAUUCAAAUGUAUGAAAAUUGUAUUAAGAAAUUCUCUCGACAGAAUAAUACAGAAUUGUUACAAUAUUUGGCUAGAGCACAUUUUAAAGCCGGUCAAUUGAAAGAAUGCAAAACUAUGCUAUUAAAGGCUCGUCAUGUUAAACCAUGGGAUCCUGUAUUGACAUUCAAUUUGGCUUUUGUUCAAAAAAGAUUAGCUGUUACUGUACUACAGGAUGAGACAAGCAGUUUCUCAUCUGUUUGUGAAGCAAUAGCUGAUUUAAAUAUGGCCAGAUGUACAUUUAAUCAUUUGUCGAAAUUGAAUGAAGUGUUAAAUCAAGCUAUGGCGGCUGAUGAAGCUCGUAUCUGUCAAGAUCUACUAAGUCAAGCUAAAUAUCAUCUUGAUAGAGCUAAAUCACGUGAAGAACAAGAACGAGUUGUUCGAAAACGUCAAGAGGAAGAACGUGAAGCACAACGUAAACGUCAAUUGGAAUUACAACAACAAGCUGAACAAAUGCGACUUGAUCGUGAACGACGUUUAGAAGAAGAACGUGGACGUUUCUUGGAGAAAGCUAAACAAAUUAUAAUUGAACCAGUUGUAGAGGAGAAGAAAUCACGUCGUAGUGGUGGCGGUAAUCGAAAACGUGAUGAUUUUAUUGCAUCUGGUGAUGAGGAAAGCAGUGGAAGUUCUAAUGAGGCAGCGGCCGGUGAUCGUUCAGAAAAUGUCGAUAGUGUUGGUCAACAGAAACAAAAAAAGAUUGGAAAUAAACGUCAAAGUUCCGAAUCAAAGGAAGGAAAUCUUUUGCGUAAAAAGUCAAGAUUCUCUAAUUCACGUGAUGAUGGAUUAUCAGCUAAACAAAGAAUGCGAAUAGUUAGUAAAGCUAUUGUUUCUGAUUCUAGCGAUAGUUCAAGUAGCGGUGAAGAAGAUGAACAAGAACAUCAAGCACGUGCUGCAGCAUUGGCCCGUAAAAUUUUAUCAUCUGAUGAUGAUGACGGUAGCGAAUCUGAAGAUCAGUCUCCUCCUAUGACGGGUAGGCAACAACAACAAUCUAUGGACUCAUCACCUUCAGAUUUGUCGGACAGCAGUAGUCCAAGACGACAUAAUGAACACAGAUCAAAACCUAGGCGUGUUUAA